Messenger RNA from Coccinella septempunctata (seven-spotted ladybird), 4080 nucleotides. Its product is annotated as RING finger protein nhl-1. Bases 236 to 4006 code for a protein of 1256 amino acids. Lineage: Eukaryota; Metazoa; Arthropoda; Insecta; Coleoptera; Coccinellidae. Gene Ontology annotation, biological process: protein polyubiquitination; negative regulation of translation; proteasome-mediated ubiquitin-dependent protein catabolic process. Gene Ontology annotation, molecular function: protein binding; zinc ion binding; translation repressor activity. The transcript is spliced from 8 exons. The record is from RefSeq and is a predicted model, not a curated record.
UACCACUUGGCAGUCGUUCAGAAAUUUCGCCUAAAAACAUUCACCUGCAGUCAUUUUAGUGCCGCCUGAGUGCUACCUUCGGCACUGGGCGAAAGUCUUGGAAAAUUCAAAAUUGCCGAAGAGUGCCCUGGUGUUUUGGACAACCAGCAGAAAAGGCCCUCGUCAUUCCAUCAGGCUCCUUUUACCAACACAGCCCGGAGGGGCCUCGGAUAAUUGCUGAAAUAUCUGACUAACAAUGGAACAAUUUGAGCAACUGCUGACUUGCGCGAUAUGUCUGGAUCGUUAUAGGAACCCGAAACUCUUGCCAUGUCAACACAGUUUUUGCAUGGAACCAUGUCUGGAGGGUUUGGUGGAUUAUGUCCGGAGACAGGUAAAAUGCCCAGAAUGCCGCGCCGAACACCGCAUUCCCUACCAAGGCGUCCAGGGUUUCCCCACAAACGUAACCCUCCAAAGGUUCCUGGAACUCCACAUAGAAAUCACCGGCGAACUACCAGAUCCGACCAGCGGUCAAGUGAUGGAACGGUGCAACGUCUGCUCGGAGAAGGCCUACUGCAGCAUGUGCCACCACUGUGAUAAGAAAGUCUGCGAAGAUUGCAAGGGAGCUCACAUGGAAAUACUACGUCGCGAGAUCUCCAGAAUAAAUAACCAGAUACGUAGAGGCGUUCACAGGCUUCAGGAAUCUCUGAAUCUCAUAGAGAAGAACACGCACGGUCUUCAGGCAAACUGCCUUUCGGUAGGCGAGGAAGUUGAGGAAAUAUACAGGAGAUUAUCGAAAGCUCUUAAAGACAGAACAGAUUAUUUGAGGGGGGAAAUCGAUAGAUAUUUAGGUACCGAACUGAGAUGUUUGAAUACCUUGAAAGACAACCUGCAACAAGAACUUUCCAACAUCGUGAGCAACUGUGAUCUGGCCGAUAAAUUCAUGACAGAAACCUCAGAUAUUUGGGACGAUUGCGAACUGAUGGACGCCAAAGAAAUCUUUCUAAAAACGGUGGAGUUCAUAAGGAAUUUCGAAUAUGAGAAUACCGAUUACAGCAGAAAAGUAAGGCUCGUACUCGCUCACGACCCAAAUCAACUAGUUCUUCACGUGGCUGGUUUUGGAGACCUGAAUAUCACAACUCCAACGCAUCCUUUCGGUCAGAGCAGCGCGUUGUUACAGCCACCUGGUGGUAGCCCCGGUCUCAUGAGAUCUAAGAGCGAUCACAGAUUGGCCAGUCAGUUCAGACAGAACGAAGAGAGAGGUUACGGGGAUAGAGAUCAGGACGAAACUUUACUUGGUGGUAGAAAGUUUGGUGAAAGACCUCAAAGAACUGGCGGAGAGAGCUCACGUUAUGAUAGGUACGGCAGGACUGGAGGAAAUGAUUACGGAGAGGACUACGAUUCCGAAUCGAGACCAGCUCGCUCAAGAUACAGCAGGUUCAGACGUCAUAAUGCUCCAGAGAACGAAUCAGAUACCGAGCAGACGUCAAGGGUGAGAUUCAACGAACAAAAAGUCGAGAGAGAAAGAGUAUUGGACACUGAAGAUGUAGCUAAAGGACCUUUGAGUGGUAUAACUAGACUUGCAGACUCACCUCGAGUCAUGCGUAAGUUGCAAGAAAACGAAAGCGGUAAAAAGAAAGAGAAAGAAACUCCUCCAGCUCCCCCACAACCCAAAGUACUUCCAAAACGUCCACCGCCACCUGCAACUAGACAGGUGAGUGAGGAGGACGAGAUAUCUAGAAUAAAAAAACAAAACAAGGGUGCUACGACCUCUACCACAGAAACAGAAAGGGUGGUCGAGAGACCCCCAAACGAAGAAAGACUUAGCACUCAAAGGAAAACUCCAGCUCCUGAGGCCGUGUCCGAUGGUGAAGAAUCUGAGGAAUCAGUCAGUUCGUUGCAACAAACGCAAAGAAAAACGGCGGCUAGUAAAACGGCCACAACUGGCAGGAGACUUUCAGAUGUGGGACAUAAAAAAGCAGGAAGGUCACCGAGCACUGAAUCCACUGCGUCUUCUGAAUCUUCUACAGCGUCCUCAACUAUACGAAGCACUGGUGCUCCAUAUUCUACCGAAGAAGUCAAGCAGAAAUACCUGACGCGAGGAAAUUCAGGAUCAAACGAAUCAGAUACACGCUCGCGCGUGUCAUCCAUCAGCUCCAACAAGGAAUCUGCUCCGCAUAAACCUUUCCAGAGUAGAUUUUUGAACAAAACUCCUACAACACCACCUCCACCGUCCAAAGAAGAAGACGAGGAUGAGACAGAGACAACGUCUGAGGAAGAAACAGAGUCGGAAGAAGAAUCUGACGAACCUUCUACGAAAGCUGAAAGUAAGGAAAUGGCUAGAUCUGACAUUGGACCGUUGUUGGCGCGUAGUGCUAAUGCUAGGGAAGGAAGUGACAGUUCUAGAAAGACAAGUAGGGAAGAACCAAGUUCGGUGAAAUCGAGAUACUCAAGUCAGAAGGAGGAAUCACCUAGUAGUAGGUACUCUCGAAGUAGAACUUCGUAUAAACCGGCGGAAGAAGAACCUCAACGAUACGGAUACACUAGUAGGUUCUUGAAUAAAAGUAAAAGUUCAGCAGCUAUACCGCCAGAUGAUGACGAUCUUCCUAGAUACUCUUCCAAAGCGGACGAUGACAGCAAAUAUCCCAGUGGAAGAUCGAGAUACAUGGCGUUGAAGGAUAGGCGUCAAAGAUUAGCGAGGAGUAAGAGCAGCCAGCAGUUCGGCGAGGACGAUGACGUGGACGAACCAAUGUCUCCCACUUCGGUCAAUCCAACAGCCUACUUAGCAAGUAGAGGUUAUGGCUCUACUACAUCAUCUAGUAAUGAUUUAGCUAGAAGUCGCUCUUCACACGCUUUAAAAUCCAGAGAUAAUUCUCCGGACAGAUCUACAGCAACUGAGAAAGAUGGAGCAGCGUUGAGUUCAUGGGCGAGAUAUCUGAAGAAUAAAUACGGAAAUAGAUCUAGUGGUAAAGACAAAGAUAGCACGGGAGUAUCCGGAACGUCAUCUGGUAGUUCUUCCGCUGCUAGAAGAUUAUCCCUUGGUCUCCCCCUGAGGAGCUCUACAGAAUUAGCAAGCUCUGACGAUGAUUCAAAAAACAUGGCAGGCUCCCCCACUACCCCUACAGCAGCUACGGCAGCAGCCGGUAUCGCAGUGGCAGGUACAUUCCCUAGAAGUCAGUACCUCCAAAAGUGUCAACAGCUGUUUCAAAUUGGUAGUAGGGGGAGCGAAGCCGGAUGUUUCACCUGGCCGCGUGGCGUGGCAGUCGGACCGGACAACACCAUUGUCGUUGCCGACUCCUCCAACCAUAGGGUGCAGGUGUUCGAUUCCAACGGAAGGUUCAUCAAAGAGUUUGGUCAGUACGGCAACGGAGAAGGAGAAUUCGAUUGCUUGGCAGGGGUCGCCGUCAACAGGAUCGGCCAGUUUAUCAUCGCUGAUAGAUACAAUCAUAGGAUACAGGUAUUUGAUCCGUCUGGGAGAUUCCUUAGGUCCUUUGGUAGUCAAGGAAGUGCAGAUGGGAGGUUCAAUUAUCCGUGGGGUAUAACAACAGAUGCUUUGGGCUUCAUAUACGUUUGCGACAAAGAAAACCAUAGAGUACAGGUUUUUCAAUCCGACGGCACCUUCGUGGGCAAAUUCGGAUCAAUGGGCAACAAAGAAGGCCAGCUUGAGCAUCCUCACUACAUAGCCGUCUCAAAUACGAACCGUGUUGUCGUCUCCGACUCCAACAACCACAGAAUCCAAAUAUUCGACGUCAACGGCAAGGUUAUCACACAAUUCGGCACCGAAGGUUCAGAUGAAGGCCAGUUCAAGUUCCCGAGAGGGGUGGCAGUGGACGAUCAAGGAUACAUCUGCGUGGCGGACUCCGGGAACAACAGGAUCCAGAUUUUCCACCCCGACGGUACUUUCUUGAGAGCCUUCGGGUGCUGGGGCAUCGGAAAGGGAGAGUUCAAAGGUCUGGAGGGCGUGGCCAUGUCGCCGACCGGACACAUACUGGUGUGUGAUCGGGAAAAUCAUAGGAUACAGGUGUUUUGAGGAUUUUUUAAUUCCGGGUGAAAUGUAACGAUUGGUUUGAGUUUUUUGGAAUAAUAAAACAUGCUGCAUUUGUU